Molecule: messenger RNA, 954 nt
Organism: Penicillium canescens
Lineage: Eukaryota; Fungi; Ascomycota; Eurotiomycetes; Eurotiales; Aspergillaceae
Exons: 2
Coding region: 1-954 (317 amino acids)
Source: RefSeq, a predicted model, not a curated record
AUGAUCUCCAAAAUCCUGAAAAAGGAACCAACCAUGCUCCCUGGAAUGCUUUGGGAUCUUCUGCGCCCAGGCUCAGCAAUAAGAACGGCGGAAGAAGAGCAGAUCAAGCUGUUCAGGGAUGCGGAGCUAUGCGCCCCGCCAGAAUCGACGUUCGCGGGGGCGAUACUGAGAGCUGUGCGCGCAUGUAUAGCUAUGUCCAAACAGACGGAGCACAUGACGAUACGCCUUGUACAAAGCAACAUGGUGGAUGUCGAUUACUUUUUCGACUCAAAACGCGAUACAUUGAACAUCCACCACGAGUGGUUGCACCGGCAAUAUUCGUGCAAAGAUUCCGGCGAAGUGGCAGCAAAGGACGCUGUGGUCUUUUGCGAUCAUAUCAUUGAGAAUGUCCUGAGUAUGUUAUCAGCGACGGUCUUCUCGACCGCGCCUAUCUCCUACCGCAGCAAAAUGCAAACGGUACACGAAAUGAUGUUACCCAAAAUGCAAAGGGUACUGCAUGUCAAGCACGCGCUUCGGUUGAUGCCACAAAGAGUCAUUCUGAAGCAGUCUCUACCGGGGAUGUUGGUGGUUAGCUGGGAAAGCAGCGAGACAGAAUCAUUUGGGAUUUAUGGCCAACAAGAGACAUACCUUGUGGUUCUUCACAAGGAAAAGUGCAUAGACUUGAGCUCAGGGCUUUUACAUGUGAACAGAGUCAUCUGUCCAGGCGGACAUGCUCCAUGUGGCUGCGCUCAGCGGCUCAUAGGCCAAGGUAGUAAAUUGGUGGAGUUCACUCACUUGGAUUGUUCGUCACGCUACUUUCCUAUGGUCGCUGAGAACACAAGACCAGCCAUUUACGGGCUUCCUCCCAGGCCAAUCUUUCCCGCGGGGGAGAACCCGAAUCCUGCGGCCGCAUUACCCGUGGUUCGGAUGGAAGGGCUGCCUGACUGGUCUAACAAACGGCAGAAGCGAACGUAG